GACAAGGCUGUUACGUCAUCGAGAAAUUCCGCUUGGGAGUGACGUUCCAGAGAGCUUAUAGACAGUGUCGCCACCGGGAUUCGGAGCCUGCGGAGCUCAGAACACGUGAAGUCCAUCAGCUAGUGGCCGAACUGUCCAAGUCGGAAAACAGCUGGAUCGGUCUCACCGAUGUGCGUCGGGCUCCUACCCCACAACAGCCUAUUCCUUACUGGAUCUACGGCAAGCGUACACUGGAGGGAUCCAGCUAUCAGCCGAGAAUCGAAACCGCCUUCUACCAGCAAUGGAAUGGUCAGACCUGCUUCUACAUGAAUGGAACGGGGAGCAUCGUCACCAGCAAAUGCACAAGACAGGUCCGGGCGGUCAUCUGCCAGAAGCCCAGAGCAGAUGUCCAGGUCUGCCCAAGAUGCACUAUCAAGAGAAGGAGCGAGGAGGAAAGGCACCUGGUUGAGAAGUCUCGCUGCAGCGACUUCCUGAUUGUAGCAAGGAUGGCCAAGGAGAGCAACAGCCAUUUCCUGCUCGACAUCAAGGCCAUCUGCUCCAAUACCUCUGCCGCCUUUGGCAUCCUCUCCGACAAGUAUGACGUACAGAAGUCAACAGCCUACUGCGUUCCCGUGGAGAGACAACCUGAGCCCAAGCUCCUGCCCGUCCAGAAGCCCCUUGCCAGCCCAAUGACGUCACGCUGCAAGCAACCAUGCGGGCUGGGUCUGAGGUCGCGCCACGAGUACCUUCUCGCCGGCACCGUCCAUGGCAUCACGGGAGAGUUCUCGUUCCAACCUGGCGUGGCGAUUCGCUGGGCUCGUGCCAAGAGCUACUUCGCGUCCCCACUGGCGACCGCCACCUGUGGACGGUAACAUGCCCCUAGGUAUGGAUACUGGAUGACUGUACUCAGUAACUCUUUGAAUUUCACAGGCUAUGUUUUAUUAUUACGAAGUAGUGGUUGCGACUUCGGCGAUGAUUUGAUGAUUUGUAAGAAAGCGAGCUCCAAUGUGGGGAGCAAACCCUUUCUUAUGUUUUAUUAUUAUUAUUGUAAAGCUUUCCUUUUGAUCUUGUCUCUUAUUGUUGUGUACUUUCCACAAUAUUGUGUUGCGUUGUAAAAAAAUCAACAAAAAAGAAAGAAAAAAGUAAGAUAUCCGGGCCUUGCUAGGAAACUGCCAAGCUGGGAGACUUCGAACUGUCUGAUUCAGCCAGUCAGAUGCUUUACUGAGCUGGGCACCUACUCAGCAUGAUCUACUCUACCAACUCAACUUAACCACUGUGUUAAACCUGGUUCUUACUCUACCACUCAACUAAACUUAACCACCAUGUUAAACCUGAUUCUCACCUUGGACUUAAUCAUGUACAUUAGUAGAGUGGCUGUGCUGGUUGGGAAUGGAGUAUUUCCCCUCUCCACAGCCACCAUGUUCAAUGUACUUCAGUCGCAAGUUCAGGAUAUCGUUUGUUUUUCUUGUUUGUUUUUGUUGUUCCAUAUUGACUGCUUUUACACAAUCCGAUUAGUCUAUUGGCUUAACUUGAUAAUACACAGCGUGUUGACGCUUCUAAA
Messenger RNA from Sycon ciliatum, 1540 nucleotides. RefSeq lists its product as uncharacterized. Lineage: Eukaryota; Metazoa; Porifera; Calcarea; Leucosolenida; Sycettidae. The transcript has 5 exons. The record is from RefSeq and is a predicted model, not a curated record. Bases 306 to 851 code for a protein of 181 amino acids.